This is a messenger RNA of Micropterus dolomieu (smallmouth bass), 2247 nucleotides long. RefSeq lists its product as uncharacterized. The record is from RefSeq and is a predicted model, not a curated record. The transcript has 6 exons. Bases 1 to 2247 code for a protein of 748 amino acids. NCBI's taxonomy places the organism in Eukaryota, Metazoa, Chordata, Actinopteri, Centrarchiformes, Centrarchidae.
AUGGAUGGCACAUUGAGGCAGGGUUACUCCCUACAAUUUUGCUGUAUCCCACCAUCUUUCCAGGGCAUCAAGGAAGCCAACCUGUCCUCUCAGGAGGAGGUGGACUUCCCGGCCACAGAGAUUCAACAGCUCCUGCAGAAACAGGCCAUCUCUGUCGUUCCAACCCAUGACAUGUACAAGGGUCUUUACUCCACGUACUUCCUGGUCCCCAAGAAGACUGGAGGCUUCAGACCCAUCCUGGAUCUCCGCUACCUGAACCAGCAUAUUGCAUGGAAACCGUUCCGCAUGCUGACACUCAGGAAACUGCUAGAGCUAGUGCAGCCCGGCGAUUGGUUGACGACCAUAGACCUGAAAGACGCCUACUUUCAUGUUGAGGUGGCCCGGAAACACAGGAAGUUUCUGUGUUUUGCCUUCCAGGGAGUGGCGUACGAAUACACCAGACUCCCCUUUGGCUACUCACUGGCCCCACGCACAUUCAGCAAGUGCGUAGACGCCGCACUGCUAACAUUGCGCAAUCAGGGCAUGAGAGUCUUUUUCUACUUCGACGACCUCAUUGUCAUGGCCAGGUCAAAACAAUGGGCAGUUUUCCACACAGCUCACUUGAUUUUGCAUCUGAACAACCUGGGCUUUGCAAUCAACUGGGAGAAGAGCUCCCCCUAUCCCCGCCAGGAGGUGGAACAGACGUCCCUUCUUCAAGCGGUCCGCAAGCUCCAGCUGAGAACUGCUGUGACGGCGCUCUCAGUAAUGAGGCUGCUGGGGCUCAUGGCAGCAGCCCAUCCAGUAGUUACCCUGGCCCUGCUACACAUGCGGCGGCUACAACGCUGGUUUACCAGCCUGCAUCUAAACCUCAAGAGGCACAAGCGAUGCAUGGUGAAGCCCCCCCAGUCAGUACAGAGGGACCUGCGGUUCUGGGGGUUCCCUCAUCACCUGAGGGCGGGGGUACCGCUCGGCCGGAUAUCCUCAUACGUUUCUGUGUUCACGGAUGCGUCUCUGACCGGAUGGGGAGGGACCUGCCUGGCGAGAGCAGUGGGUGGUGUGUGGUCUCCUGGGGAGAGCCGACACAUCGACCAACUGGAGCUCCAGGCGGUGUUUCUGGUCCUCCAGCACCACAAAGGCCUAGUCCAGGGCAGGCACGUGCUGGUGAGGACAGACAACCGCACGACAGUCUCCUACAUCAUCAGACAGGGCGGAGUCCGAUCCGCAGCUCUUUUGACGUUAGCAGAGGACCUAUGGACGUGGGCUGCAGCACACUUGCUGUCUCUGAAGGCCCUUCACGUCCCAGGCUCGGAGAACAGGGGGGCCGACCUCAUGUCGAGGGACGGUCCCCCACAGAGCGAGUGGAGACUGCACCCCGAUAUAAUACAGCAGAUCUGGUCUGGCUUCGGGACGGCACAGGUGGACCUGUUUGCCAUACGGCACAACACCCACUGCCCGCUGUGGUUCUCGAUCCUACCACAGGACAGCCAGCCCUUGGCACACGUGCCGUGGACAAAAGGGCUGCUGUAUGCUUUCCCCCCACUCCAUCUCAUCCCCCCCCUGCUGGAGAGGGUGAGACAGGAAGGGUUGUCAGUCAUCCUGGUAGCCCCCAGCCACAGAUCGGCGGGGUGGUAUGCAGAGGUGACGCAGCUGGCAGUGAUGGAGCCCUGGCCUGUGCCUCAGGUCUGGGGGGCUCUGUCACAGGAGUCAGGCGCCAUAGGCACACUGCCGGUGCUCGGCCAACCUCUCCAGGGCCUAAUGGAGAAGGGACUGUCACACUCAACCAUUAAGGUGUAUGCGGUAGCUAUCUCAUCUUGUUAUGAGGGGUUUGGCGACAGACCUGUCUUCACCCACCCCCUCGUGAAGAGUUUUCUGCAGGGUGUGAGGAGACAACGACCGGUGCUACGUGUCUCUGCACCCCAGUGUGACCUGCCACUGAGGGUGAGUGAGCUGUGCGCCCUGUCGGUUCAUCCCAGCUGCAUGCUGCUUCGUGGUGACCACAGUGCAGCAGUGUUAAGACCGAACCCCUCCUUUGUUCCUAAGAACAUAAGAAGCUCGUUCAGGUCGAGGACCAUACAUUUGGAUGCCUUACACCCUCCGACCCACCCUGGGCCUAGGGAGGCCUAUGUGCAGGCGGGGAAAGACCCACCCUUGGUGGUCCGGGCUCACUCCACACAGGGUGUGGCUGUGUCAACGGCCCUCUUCAACGGGGAUCUGUGCUCGCAGGUGCGACUCAGGAUCUGUGAAGAAGGAGACUGGUGUCUACCAUAG